Messenger RNA from Colletotrichum lupini, 1446 nucleotides. RefSeq lists its product as uncharacterized. NCBI's taxonomy places the organism in Eukaryota, Fungi, Ascomycota, Sordariomycetes, Glomerellales, Glomerellaceae. Gene Ontology annotation, molecular function: carbohydrate:proton symporter activity. Gene Ontology annotation, biological process: carbohydrate transport; transmembrane transport. The transcript is spliced from 8 exons. Gene Ontology annotation, cellular component: membrane. The coding region runs from base 1 to 1446 and encodes 481 amino acids. The record is from RefSeq and is a predicted model, not a curated record.
AUGCCAAUCUUGAUGCUUUGUGCUACCAUCAACGGAUAUGAUGGGAGUCUCCUUAAUGGCCUUCAGACAAUUGAGAACUGGCGGGCUUACUUCAACCAUCCUUCCGGCUCUACUCUUGGCCUGUUCACUGCUAUUGUCAACAUCGGUGGCUUCAGUGCACUGUUCUUCUCCCCUUACAUUGCGGACUUCUAUGGCCGUCGUAUCGCGACUGCUAUCGGCAUCAUCAUCCUGGUCGUCGGCGUCAUCAUCCAAUCCGUUCCAAGCGUCAACGAGGGCAUGUUUAUCGGUGGUCGUUUCCUCGUAGGGUUCGGAUCCAACAUCUCCAUCGGAGCCGGUCCGCUGCUGAUCAUGGAACUGGCUUAUCCUCAGCAUCGAGGUAGGCUCACUGUGAUGUACAACAGCCUCUGGUAUGUCGGAAGUAUCGUCGCCGCCUGGACCGUCUACGGAACGAUCAAGUACACGGGUCAAGUCUCGUGGCGGGUUCCUGUCGCUUUGCAAUGCCUUAUGCCGGUGCUCCAACUGAUAGGCAUAUUCACGUUGCCUGAGAGUCCGCGUUGGCUAUGCUCAAAGGACCGAUCUAACGAGGCCUUUGAGAUCUUGGUCAAGUAUCACGCCAGUGGAAACCGCGAUGACCCCUUCGUCCGGGCCGAGUUCGCCGAGAUCCAAGAGACCAUCAAGCUUGAGAAGCUGGCGGCGGAGACGGGUUGGAUGGUGUUUUUCCAGACACCGGGAAACCGCAAGAGGUUGUUGCUCAUUGUGCUCACAUCGUUCUUCUCUCAAUGUUCAGGAAACGGCCUGGUCUCGUACUAUCUUCAUGACAUUCUAAGUUCCGUUGGCAUCGACGAGCCCAACUCUCAAUCUCUGUUUAAUGGCGGUCUCCAAAUCUGGUCGUUCCUUGUUGCAAUCUGUUUUUCGGUCUAUUUCAUCGAAAAACUCGGCCGAAGGAUUCUCUUCCUUAUCGCGGCCGUCGGGAUGCUCGUUGUUUUCAGUGUCUGGACUGGAUGCUCUGCAGUGUAUGCCCAAACAGGAAACAAAGACGCCGGGUCCGCGGUUCUGGCAAUGAUCUUCCUCUUCUAUGGAGUUGCUGGUUUCGCAUGGCCUGGCUUGACGGUUGCUUACUGCUCCGAGAUUCUCCCCUUCAGCAUACGAGCCAAGGGACUGGCAAUCUGCCUGGGAGUAACAGCGCUCUCUGGUGUUUUGAACCAAUACGUCAACCCCAUCGGACUCUCGUCGCUGGCUUGGAAGUUCUAUUUUGUCUACAUCGUCAUCUUGGUCAUUGAGGUGGUUUGCAUCUGGUUCCUCUUCGUGGAGACCAAGGGACCCACUCUUGAGGAGAUUGCCGUCCUGUUCGACGGCAAAGAUGCCAAAGUUUCCAAGGAGGCGGGAAUGGACGGCGACGCUACGUUUGAGCAAGUGGAGGUCCGUAAGGCUGCGGAAAAGGUCUAG